Messenger RNA from Drosophila kikkawai, 1185 nucleotides. It is a transcript of the gene Art6, whose product is annotated as Arginine methyltransferase 6. Gene Ontology annotation, biological process: peptidyl-arginine methylation. Gene Ontology annotation, molecular function: protein-arginine N-methyltransferase activity. Lineage: Eukaryota; Metazoa; Arthropoda; Insecta; Diptera; Drosophilidae. Gene Ontology annotation, cellular component: nucleus. The record is from RefSeq and is a predicted model, not a curated record.
GGCCAGGCUCUAUCCAUCACAACUUUUACCUGGCACUGCCGAAAGGAUUGUAGCUUUUAGCUUUUCAGGAAAAUAGCUGACAUGUCCUGGGAUAAGUUGGGUCCUUUCAAUCCGCCGGCGCAGGCCUCUACGGAACUCCAGGAAAGCCUCUACUUUCAGUCCUAUGGCCGCUUGGAGACUCACAUGUCCCUACUGCAGGAUUCGGUGCGAACCCAGGCUUUCCGGAACGCCAUUCUUCGUAAUCGCCAGCACUUUCAAGGCAAGAUCGUCCUGGAUGUGGGCUGCGGCACUGGGAUCCUUUCGCUGUUUGCCGCGGAAGCGGGAGCCCGCAGGGUCAUAGGUGUGGAGUACACGGAUAUGGCGGAGGUGGCCAGGGAAAUUGUAAGGGAUAACGAGAAGGCGGAUGUGGUGACGGUGGUCCAGGGCUUGGUGGAGCAGGUGGAGCUGCCCGACGGGAUUCAGCAGGUGGACGUCAUUGUUUCCGAAUGGAUGGGCCACGGUCUCUACAUGGAGGCCAUGCUGAAUUCGGUGCUCUACGCCAGGGACAAGUGGCUCUGCCGCGGGGGCCUAAUCCUGCCCAGCGUGGGGACCCUGUGGCUGGUGGGGGCCCAUGAUUCGCACAGAAAGGCCAAUCUGAACUUUUGGCAUAGUGUCGAGGGCAUCGACAUGAGCUGCGUGCGGAAGCCGGUCUCACAGGAGCCCGUUGUGGACUGCGUGACCAUCCAGCAGGUGCUGACGGACGAAUGCUACCUGCACUCCACCCACCUGGACUCCGCCCGGAAUGAGCCCGUGGCUUUCCGCUCCAACUUUUUGCUGACCGUACAGCGUUCCGGGGUCAUCAAUCUUCUGGUCCUGUACUUCGAUGUGGGCUUUCCCCAGGGCGACUCCCCGGUCCCCCUCAAGCUGUCCACGUCGCCGCUCUCGCCCUGGACCCACUGGGAGCAGACGCUGCUUUAUCUGGACGAGCCGCUCUUCGUCAAGGCCAAUGACCGGGUGCGCGGAGUGCUGGCCAUGAUGCCCGAUGGGCGGGACGGGCGCUGUAUGAUCUUUGACCUGAACAUCAGCUUCCGCAGUGCCCGGACUCGCGUGGAGAGCUUCAAGAGCUUCAGCUCCUCGGGAUCGAGGUGAAUUGUAGGCCAUUAUAUUUAAAAGAUUCCUCCAUAAAGUGUAAUAAAAAGAUCACCA